CUGAGGUGGCGGCGGCGGCGGCCUGAGGCGAUGGCUUUCCAGCAGCUGGCGGACGCGGCGGACAAAUGGUGCUCGCGCACCCCCUUCGAGCUCAUCGCCACCGAGGAGACGGAGCGCAGGAUGGAUUUCUACGCCGACCCGGGCGUCUCCUUCUACGUGCUGUGCCCGGACAACGGCUGCGGCGGGGACAGCUUCCACGUCUGGAGUGAAAGCGAGGACUGCUUGCCUUUCCUGCAGUUGGCGCAGGACUACAUCUCCUCCUGUGGUAAAAAGACACUGCAUGAAAUACUGGAAAAAGUCUUCAAGUCAUUCAGACCUCUAUUGGGGCUUCCAGAUGUAGACGAUGAUGCGUUUGAAGAAUAUAAUGCAGAUGUGGAAGAAGAAGAGGCGGAAGCCGAUCACCAGCAAAUGGGUGUCAGUCAGCAGUAAUUUUCAGAGGAAUUGAAAUAUAUUUUAUCCUACCAGGUGGGAUCGCUAUGCUUCUGCAUUAGCAUUUUUGAAUGACGCAUCACACUGGAAAAUCUGACUCCCAAACCCAAAGUUUAAAGAAAACAACAAUAUUUUUCAAAGUCUGUGAUGAGCUUUGCUAAGAAGUGGCCUGAAUUUAACUCCUGCUUCAGUGAGGUUUCUAUGGUGUUGUCUCAGUAGCGUUCUGCCAUUGUUAACUUAGAACUAGGGUUUUUCUUUUCUUCCUGCUGACUUGUCUUUUGUUUUAAUUAUUAUCAUUUUUUUGUUUGUAUAGAAUUAACAUUUCACUGACGUGAAUGUGAUUUGAAUGUAGGAACUAUUUGGUUGGUGUGUUAAGUACUUGCGUGACCUUACAGAGGACCAUCCAUGCAGAGAAUAAAUGCAAUCUGCACUUUCAGUCUUA
Messenger RNA from Lacerta agilis (Sand lizard), 871 nucleotides. It is a transcript of the gene MTURN, whose product is annotated as maturin, neural progenitor differentiation regulator homolog. The record is from RefSeq and is a predicted model, not a curated record. NCBI's taxonomy places the organism in Eukaryota, Metazoa, Chordata, Lepidosauria, Squamata, Lacertidae. The transcript is spliced from 3 exons. Gene Ontology annotation, cellular component: cytoplasm. The coding region runs from base 31 to 429 and encodes 132 amino acids. Gene Ontology annotation, biological process: positive regulation of megakaryocyte differentiation; regulation of signaling.